Naumovozyma castellii is the source of this 2580-nucleotide messenger RNA. RefSeq names its product Golgi transport complex subunit COG6 (gene COG6). Bases 1 to 2580 code for a protein of 859 amino acids. The transcript has a single exon. NCBI's taxonomy places the organism in Eukaryota, Fungi, Ascomycota, Saccharomycetes, Saccharomycetales, Saccharomycetaceae. The record is from RefSeq and is a predicted model, not a curated record.
AUGGAUUUCAUAGACUAUCAGACAUACGCUAUCUCAACAGAUACCCUACCGAACGCAUCAAACAAUGAUACAUUGCCGGAACCUGUCUCCAGAUUAAACCUCUCCACGGCCACAGCCACAGCCAUCCAACAACAACAACAACAACAACAAGCUACCGACCCAACUGCAUCUUUCGAAAUACCUCAAUUGUUCCAGGAUGAUGUGAAGAAGAAGAAGCAGGCCACGGACCUGCAUGGUAAGAUGACUCAGUAUGCCCAAAAUUCCAUUAAAAAAUUGGAUUCAUUAACAACAGCAACAACAAAACUACCAUCCUCGUCCUCCUCUUCGACGAAUGAAUCAUCGUUACCUGUCCCCAAUGACGCCUCUUCAUCAAUGGAACUAACUAAUGCCAUCCUCUCGAGAAAAUUAUCUUCCAUUUUGAAUGAUUCACCUAUCGCAAACAACAAUACGUACCAAUCCACCAUUCAAAUGCGGUCAUGUUUGAAAUCAUUGGAAUCAGGAAUGAAACUGAAGAAUCUACCCAAUGAGGCCAAAUUGGUAACGCCGGAAUAUGUCGGGACACUGGCGAGAAAGAGUUUGAGGAACGAUCUGGAGAGUCAAUUGUUGAAAGAACAUGUGCUCGUAUUGGAAGAAUUUAGACCCAUUGUGAGACGUAUUAAAAGAUUCACUUCUUCUGUGGACAAGAUAGAAUCUGUUGCGGGGACCAUCCUGAACAAAAAUGAAGGGAACGAUCAUGCAACGUCGAAAGUGUUUGAUGAGGUGGAUCAAUUGAAAAAUCAAAUGGAAUGGCUUAGAUUGAAGAGACAAUUGCUAAUUAAUUUGAAAGAGAAGUUUACAUUGAAUCAAGUGGAGGAUGAUUUGAUUGUGAACAGUCCCAUUAACGCUGAUUUCUUUGUUGUUAUUAAUAAAGUGCUGAAAAUUAAAGAGAAUGCAACUUAUUUAUUGGCAUUGGAGAAUAAUAACGCAGGUUCGUGUUUAAUUACAGAGGUAAAUUCAACUUUACAAUUGAUUAAUAAAAAAAUUUUCAAUUUCUUGGUAGAUUUCAUUUACAAUUUUGAAAAUUCCACAUCAUCUUCCUUCUCCUUCAAGGCAACGAAUAUAAAUGAUAAUGAUGAUAAUUUGAUUAAUUUCCAAAAAAGUUUAGUGUUUUUAUCUAAUGAUUUACCAUAUUUUGACGAAUUUUUGAAAAGAGUGACAAGUAUUAGAUCCAAAAAUGUUCUCGAUGAAUUUCUUUCUCAAUUUGAUACUGCAUCGAAAAAACCAAUAACUAUGCUUGCACAUGAUCCAAUACGUUAUAUUGGUGACGUCCUUGCCUCUGUACAUUCCAUUAUAGCGAACGAGGCAGAUUUCAUUAAAUUACUAUUUAAAUUUCAAGAAAAUGAGGAACAAACAAAAUUAAAUAAUAUGGAACCCAUUUCCAUUGUACAAUCAAAUAUGGAAUUUUUGAAUGGAUUAGAUGUGAAAUUAUUAAAUGAAAUUAUUCAAUCUGUAUCCAACUCAUGCAGAAUUAGAGUAGAGCAAAUUGUCCGAUUUGAGGAAAAUCCAAUCAUUAAUUAUCGAAUUACACAAUUAUUAAAUUUAUACCAAUUGAUGUUUGUUAAUAAAGGUAUCAAUUCCAAUAGUUCAUUAAUUCUCAAUUUGGAAAAAUUACAGGAUAUUUCCAAAGAUAAAAUUAUCGAAUAUUUUGAAAAGUUUAUUGCCAAUGUGAAGGAAAAUUCAUUAUCAAAGGAAAACAAUAAUAAUAAUAAACCAAAGGAUAGAAAGAAAAGUGUGGACACGGGAGAAUUUGGUGAUGACUUAUUGCCACCGGAAUGGUUAUCUGAUUAUUUAAGAGAAUUGGUUGGACUAUUUGAAGAAUAUGAACAAAAUAAUGAUUCCGAUACCACUAACGAAGAUCACGAGAAUAAAUUAAUUAACGUUAGAAACAUGAAAACCCUUGUAGAUGUACCCAUUUUUGAAGUCUUGCUGAAACAAAUUUCAGAAUCCUUCCCACUUGCUAGAAAAAGUGAAGAUAUAAAGAUUUCCAUGUUAACUGUACAAAUCAAUUGUUUUGAUUUGAUCAAAUCAAGAUUACAACCAUUUGCCACAAAUAUUUUCAAAACAAGUACAAAGAUUCAUGAAUCAUGGCAAAAGAUUAGCGAUAACCUAGAUCAAUAUGUGAAACAAAUGGAGGAAUUGCAAGAAAAAUUAUUAUUUGAAAAGACCGGAUUAAGUCUUUACCAUAACUUGUUUAAUAUGAUUUUCCCCAUUGAUUCCGUGCAAGAUGAACUAGAUUAUGACAUGUACAUUUCUCUACUAGAUAAUGCAUUGAUGAAUCUAGAGACGAUUAAUAAUAAUAUCCAUGAAAAAUUAAAUGAAUAUGUGCCACAUGCAUUAACAGACGUCCAAGCCAAUUUAUUAUUUAAAUUGACGUCACCUACCAUUGCAGACAAAAUAUGUGAGAAAUCCUUUGGAAAUUUAUCCAAAUUCUAUUCCAUCUUUAGGGAAAUACUCUUACAUCUUUUCCCUGAUUCUCAAGAUGACAUUUUAAAGAUUUUGAAUUUUUCCAAUACUGAAUUUAACACAUUAGUGGGGAUCUAA